Molecule: messenger RNA, 2011 nt
Organism: Asparagus officinalis (garden asparagus)
Lineage: Eukaryota; Viridiplantae; Streptophyta; Magnoliopsida; Asparagales; Asparagaceae
Product: AMSH-like ubiquitin thioesterase 3
Exons: 14
Coding region: 173-1699 (508 amino acids)
Biological process (GO): protein K48-linked deubiquitination; protein K63-linked deubiquitination
Cellular component (GO): endosome; membrane
Molecular function (GO): protein binding; metal-dependent deubiquitinase activity; K63-linked deubiquitinase activity
Source: RefSeq, a predicted model, not a curated record
GUGCCCGCAUGCUGACCAUCGUGUUCUUUCUUGUGCUUCGAAUUACGCGAAGACGCACCCAUAAUUUUCUUUUUAAAAAACAAAUAAAUAAAUAAAAAAGAGAAAGGGAAAAGGAGAAAGAAGAAUUAGGGCAAACAAUUUGAGCGAGAUUCGACGGUCUUCUCUCUCCUCAAUGGCGCCCUCGAUGCGGUCGAUCAACAUCAGAGACUCGGCACGAAAGAUCGAGGUCGACAAUCGAAUCUCCAUCCGCUACUACUCUCGGAUCGCGGAGAAUCUCCUGAGACAGGCAAGAAUUUACCGCGAGGAGAAGAAUCUCAUUGAUCUAUACAUCAUACUUCUAAGAUAUUCAAGCUUGAUGUGCGAUACCAUACCGUCGCAUCGAGAUUACCAAGCUUUGGUUCCAAAGGAAAAGACUGCCUUUAAGAAGAAACUCUUGGAUGUUAUAAGUGAGCUAGAAUCACUGAAGCCAAUUGUUACACGUCAAGUUGAGGAGCUCAACAGAGAGAUAGCCCAAUCAGACGGUGGAGAAAGGGUUUCCUAUAGCUCAUCUCCUACUUGGAAGCAGAUUCCUGGAACUCCAUCAAGUGAGCAGCAACCUACUAAAGCCUUGUCUCAGUCAUUCCAAAAGCAUAAUAAUGUAAGAAAUCACGUGACGUCACCACAGAACUUGCAGUUGGACAGGCAGUUCCAGAAACUAUCCCUCAGCUUACCUUAUCCAAAGGAGGAAACACUAUCAAGGCACUCUAUUUUAGGCCCUACUGGGCUCCGCAGUCAGUGGACAGCACCUAUUACCGGUAUAAGGGUCCAAUAUCCAAGCAAUACUGACUUGGCCCACGUCGAGAUCCCAGGUGUAAAGAAGGAUGGUGAUUAUGGCACUCUUGCUACUGAAGAAGGUGAUGCUAGAGGCACCACUUCUGAUUUGGAGUCUGUCCUCUCCCUUGAUGAUGGCAGCAUGGUCCAUUGCCUGCUGAAAGAAUCAUGGCUUCUUUGCGGAGCGAAUCUGACACAGGACAAUUUUUCCCAGCUGAAUAUUAGACAACCUUCUAGUCCUCCGGUUCUUGCUCAGGUACAGCCACAGUUGCAUCCAUCAAAAGUUGCUGAUCCAAGACCAGGACCGGCAAAAGUCCCAAUGGAUGGGAUGCUUGAUUCUAAAGAAUAUCAAAAACUGCACAUUCCAGUGAAAAUGAUGGAUUGUUUCUUGAGGCUGGCAGAGAUGAACACCAUGAAGAAUCUGGAAACAUGUGGGGUUCUUGCUGGUUCAUUGAAAAACAGGAUGUUUUACGUGACAACACUGAUUAUCCCUAAGCAGGAAUCAACAUCCGAUUCAUGUCAAACAACAGAUGAGGAAGAAAUAUUCAAUGUUCAGGAUCAACGUUCUCUUUUCCCGCUUGGAUGGAUUCAUACGCACCCAACACAAACCUGCUUCAUGUCAUCGAUUGAUCUGCACACUCAUUAUUCAUAUCAGAUUAUGCUACCAGAAGCAAUUGCAAUUGUCAUGGCACCAACUGAUACAUCAAGAACCCAAGGCAUAUUUCACUUAUCAGAUCCUGGCGGUGUGUCUGUGAUCCGUAACUGCCAAGAGCGUGGCUUCCACCCUCACGAAGAGCCUCCUGAUGGCAGCCCGAUAUAUGAACACUGCUCUCAUGUUUUGAUGAACGAAAACUUGAAAUUUGAUGUCGUCGACCUUCGAAAUAAAUAAAUCCAGCCAGAAACGUCGAAGACUCUCGAGGCCUCCGCAGGCUCGUCCAUCUUUGCAGAGAACUCGUGUAUAUUCUCAGUAGAUCUGUUCCAAACGGCACUGAGAGCACCAGAAUGAUCUUGUAUUUAUUUAUCAUUUGCAUUGUGUAAAAGGUGAAAGCUGGGGCGUUUUUUUCUUGCGGGGUUCUCUGUAUCUCCUAAUUCUCUUAUGUGCAAAUAUAUAAAAUGUCAAUAUAGCAAUAUACAGAAGAAUUGUUGACUCUACGUAAUUUCUUUUUACAUAAUUCUUUUAUGAAGAGGUGAGUUUUUUUUU